AUGAGUAUUAGCGACUCUAGCGUAGACGACAGAUGGUCCAAGGAUCUUCCUUAUGAAUUAGUAGACAUGAUAGUGAAGCGGCUAUGGCUAUUUGAUUCAAUAUCAUGUACUGCUGUUUGUUCAUCUUGGAGACUAGUUUGGAAACGCAGGUUGGAAACCAGUUUCCCAUUCAUCCUGCAAUCUGUUCCCUAUCAAGACUACUAUAGUUUAUAUAGUCCUGCCGAAGAUAGAGCCACCAACAACCUCAGGUUUCCAAAGGGAGUUGUAGAUCGUGAUGGCAUGGCUCCAUAUUGUUCCGGCUCUUGUAAUUCUUGGUUAAUAAUUGCAGAACAUAGUAGCGAGCAACCACAGACGGCCAGGAACUACUUCUUCAACCCGGUAUCGGGUGCUCGCAUUGCUCUGCCGCCCCACUCGAACCCUUCUUUCUUUGUCAGAGACGAUAGAACUCGUCGGCAUAAGAAAGUUUUUGUCAAGACUGUAGCCUCUUCAGAUCCAACAGAUCCUAACUGCAUUGUAGCGGCACUUACAUUACACGGUCAUAGGUUGGCGUUUUGCAGGCCAAAUGAUGCAUCAUGGACUAUGCAAUAUAAACCCGAUACUCCCCUUAAAGGUGGCUUUGGCUUGACUGACCUUCACUUCCAUGAGGGAGAGUUGUAUGCGACGGUGGGGAGGAAGAUCGACGCUAUACUUAUGUUUGAUCCCAUAGAGGUUCUUUCUCAAUCUCAUUCUGGUAGUGACGAGGCUGAUGCUUUCAAGGGCAAGUUGUUAGGUGUUAGCCCUCUUCAAGAGCACUUGAUAUACAUGCAUAAUCCAUCUUUUUCUUUGAUCACUUCCUCCAAUGGCGAGCUGCUACUAGUUUUGAAGGAUGAGAGAAAAUGGGAAAACGAUAGAGAAGUUUUACUAUUGGUGUUAAGGUGUAAGGUGGAUAAAACUAUUCGCAUUAUAAGUGAUAAAGGUUGGUUAAAGUAUGAAAAGAUGAAUAACAUUGGAGAGCAAGCGAUAUUUAUAGGUGACAUAGGAGCCAGGACCUUGAUUGCUAUGGCAAAACCAACCAACUCAAUGCCGGUGAUAGACAAGCUUGGUGGACAUGGAAGUGGAAACUGCAUCUACUUUACCAAUGAAAAGGAUGAUAGAAUUGGUGUUUAUAACUUGGCUGAUGAGACACUGAAAUAUCAGCUCACUGGAGGUCUUCAACAAAAACGUAGCAAGGUCUGGUUUACACCAAAGCUAUCAUGA
This is a messenger RNA of Fragaria vesca subsp. vesca, 1236 nucleotides long. RefSeq lists its product as uncharacterized. The transcript has a single exon. The coding region runs from base 1 to 1236 and encodes 411 amino acids. The record is from RefSeq and is a predicted model, not a curated record. NCBI's taxonomy places the organism in Eukaryota, Viridiplantae, Streptophyta, Magnoliopsida, Rosales, Rosaceae.